GAGGUAAGUGUCUUUGUCUAAGAUGACAAGAUGCCAAUGGUCUGUGCGUCCGUCUUGAGAGGAACGAAAACGUCCUUUUCCACAUAAACAUUGAUAAAAUACUUUAUCAAACCUUAAGGUGUCAUAUCUCCCAGGCGUUCCAAGUGGUUUCCAUAUAGGUUUCUAGGCCCUCGCAAACAUUGUAGUGAUUGGGGUUCCUGUGUCAAAUCAGUUGAAUGUGCAGAAGGAUGRAUCGCGCGGUUUUCUAYGGAUUYCAUUCAGAUCCAUCUCUCGUCUUGGAAAAUGUUCCUUUGCCAGAAAUUCAAGAAGGAGAAAUCCUUGGUAAAAUCUUGGUAGCUACUAUAUGUGGUUCCGACUUACAUACGCUCCAAGGGAGGAGGAAUGUGCCUGUUCCAAGUAUUCUAGGUCACGAGGGAGUCGUAGAGGUGGUUCAUCACAAACGACCCAGCAGUCAAUUAUUAYCUGGUGAAAAGUUGACUUUUUGCAUGAUUGWUAAUUGUAAUUUCUGUGACACCUGCAAAGAUGGACUACCUCAAAAGUGCAAGUCAUUGUUUAAGUAUUCCCGAGCAGUGAUAUCUGAUGGUACUGGGGCUAAUGGAUGCUAUGCCUCCCAUAUUGUCAUACGCAAGAACACACAUGUUGUUAAGAUACCAUCCGAGGUACCCAACAGCUUUGCAGCACCCAUAAACUGUGCUCUUGCAACUAUGGUCAAUGCACUGGGUGGAGUGAUUGACAAAGAAUCUCAGAGAAAGGAAUGUACAAGGCAAAGAACUGUGCUUAUUCAAGGGGCAGGCCUGUUGGGUGUGUAUGGUUGUGCAAUGCUAGACGAAGCUGGCUUCAAAGUCUACUGUUCUGAUGUGAAUCCAAAAAGACUUGAAAUUAUUUCAAAAUUUGGUGCAAUUCCUCUCUUAGCAGGACAAUCUGGUGAUGAUAGACCUGAAGAGAAUUCUGUUGAUGUUGUGGUUGAGGUUUGUGGUCACAGAAGUGUCAUCAGUGAGGGGAUAAGACUUCUCAGAUAUGGAGGAACGUAUGUGUUGGUAGGAAUGGUCCAUCCUGAUAGCAAGCUUGAUAUGUUAACUGCUGAGCAGAUCAUAAACAAAUGUCUUACAAUCCAAGGGUUUCAUAAUUAUGGUCCACAACACCUUGACAAAGCAGUGUCUUUUCUGGUCCGAACUGUACACAAAUACCCWUACAGUGAGCUCUUCAGCAUGCCAUAUGCAUUAAAAGAUAUUAAUGAUGCUGUUGCCAUGACAAUGAAGCAGAACUAUCACCGUGUUUGUAUUGAACCUUGAUGAUGUCAUYAAUCAGURCUUCAUGGGAUUGAUUAGGUAUUUGUGCAAGUAGGUAAAUUGUUGCUAAUGAAAAUUUAUUACUGUAUUGUUUUAAGUGGGUAAAAAAACUGCAAAGUAAGACUUUAAAAAAAGAGAAAAGUCAGCAUAAAUAAUGAAUAAUUAUUGUGCUCCAAAGAAGACACUAUAUGAUUUAGCAUAUUAUCAAAAUUGUAUUAAAGAAUGCCAAAAAAUUAAUUUAAUGUAAAAUUUUUAGCCCAGAAAUAUUGUUUUAAUA
Molecule: messenger RNA, 1566 nt
Organism: Exaiptasia diaphana
Lineage: Eukaryota; Metazoa; Cnidaria; Anthozoa; Actiniaria; Aiptasiidae
Product: L-threonine 3-dehydrogenase
Exons: 7
Coding region: 216-1292 (358 amino acids)
Source: RefSeq, a predicted model, not a curated record